This is a messenger RNA of Sabethes cyaneus, 4019 nucleotides long. RefSeq names its product protein CBFA2T2 (gene nvy). Lineage: Eukaryota; Metazoa; Arthropoda; Insecta; Diptera; Culicidae. The coding region runs from base 645 to 2549 and encodes 634 amino acids. The record is from RefSeq and is a predicted model, not a curated record. The transcript has 11 exons. Gene Ontology annotation, cellular component: nucleus. Gene Ontology annotation, biological process: DNA-templated transcription; negative regulation of DNA-templated transcription. Gene Ontology annotation, molecular function: transcription corepressor activity.
GCACCAGCAGCAGUGUGGCAGCUGGCAUCCUGUUUUACUUCAGCUCGCAUUGAGUGAGGCAGUAAAGUUCUAUUAUCUUGCUGCAGCGGUGUUGUGGUUUGUGUUGCAGUGUUUGGAACCAGUGCGAAAUUAUUUCCCGUUUUAGGCGUACGGUGGGCGGUAAUUGUUGAGCAAGGUAUGCUUUCGUAAUAAUCAACCGGACGAUAGUGAUCUUAUGCAGUGAUAAUCCUGAAAAAAAUUGGUUUAUGUAUGCGAAUGAAAAGUUGAAAGAGUCACAUUCUGCAAUGUUUACCAAAGUGAAAUAACUGUAUGCGGAGAUUAGCAAGUGCUAUAAAUUGAUUGAAAGUUUGGCAGUGGUGUUUGUUAGCAAUUAAAAAGUAGUAAAACGACCCCCAAGUUGACAGUUCUAACGCAAGUAACCCGGUACGGAUUAGCGUGCUGUGUGUCAACAGCCUGAAGUCAUAAAGAAUAAACGAUCAUUAGAGUGAGGUGCUUCUUCCACCUGUCUUCUUCGUCAGCUGGAUAUAAAUAAACACGCUAAGGUACGUCGUCACUGUUCUGCAGCUAGGCAAGGUUCUACUCCUCGGCAGUCUGAACCGGGCCACUAGGAGUUGAUUGUUCCGCUCGCGUGGUGGAAAGGAAAGAUGGCGCUCGAUGCAAAAGCAAUCAAGGAGGAAAUCCCCGACAAGGAUACGUAUGAAUCAAGCGCCCGUAAAGUCAAAGGUAAGGAACAAUGUCGAACGCCCGAUUCACCGGAAGGCGCCCGCGUGGUGACGCCACGUUCACCGAUUUCACCCCAGGUGUCACAGCAUCACAGCUCGCUGGUACCCCAACCGAGAUCUGGCGGCACCGGUACCGGAGCAUCAUCACAAGUCGUCACCGGUCGCAACGGGAGCUCUUCACCGCCGGGGGAAACUCCGGCGACGCGAAUUCUCAACGGAAGCGGUUCGGGUAAUGGCGGUGGAGGAGGCGGCGGCGGCGGCGGCGGUGGUGGUGGUGGCGGUGGUAGCUUAGGAUCAAUCACACCCCCACCGGCUAUCACUCCUGCUUCAGCAGCGGUUGCAGCAGCCGCCGCAGCGGCACAGCAGGACUCGGCAAAGCUGAUAAAGAUUCGACGCUUCCUUGGUGCGCUGGUGCAGUUCGGACAGGAUACCAAUGUGGAUAUAGGCGACCGGGUGCGCUCGCUGGUGCUGUCGCUGGCGAGUGGCGGUCUCACGGUAGAUGAGUUUCAAAUAGCCGUCCAGGAGGCAACAAACUUCCCACUUCGAUCGAACGUGGUUCCCUUCCUCAAGUCACACGUUCCUGUUUUGCAGCGGGAAAUCAAUAUCCUGUCGAGAACUAGCAAACAGACUCCCUCCCAAUACGUCCGAUCGAACGAGACCAGUGUGAUGGAAUACGUUCAGAACCUAGCCGACACCGCCGACAUCUUCCUAUCGCACGAAGGAUUUGGCUCCUCGACACCGAUCCCAGCGCCCGCUAUCAACGGACUCAGUCUGAAACGGCGAGCCUCCGAUAACUUAUACGAUACUCAUCCUGCGGGACCACCCGAAUGGGGCGACUAUAUACUGCCGCCAUCGAAACGUCCACAUCCGUCGCUUCUGCUGGCAUCCGGCACGCCGCAGCUCUAUCCCACGCAUCCGGCACUGUUCGAGUACCAGAACGGAGCGCUGCAUCCACAUUCCGACGGACUGCAUUCCAUUCACCGAGACGAUCGGGAUUUGCGGGGGCCAUCCAGCGAAGCUCACCGACCAACAAGGAUUCCACCGGGUGGUGGCAGUGGUGGUGGCGGCGCUGUCGGUAACAGCAGUGGUGGCAGCGGCAGCAGCAUCGGAGCCAGUGCAUCGGCUAACAGUAUCAGCGCUGGAAAUGCCGUCAGCGGUAUGAACGCUGUCCCAGCGGGCGCUAGUGGAGAGGAAGAAUGGAAAAAUAUUCACACCAUGCUAACGUGCAUUUCGGCGAUGGUCGAAAAGACCAAACGCGCCAUCUCGAUUCUGCAGCAGCGGGGCAUCGAAACGCACGCCCGUGACCAUCAGGAUAAUUCGAUAGCGGACAUGAAGCGCCAAACGGAAGACAAAAUUGCCGAGUUCCGACGAAGUGCGGAGGAGUCGGUUAAUCAGGUUAAACGUCAAGCAGUGAUUGAAAUCCAGCGAGCGGUGGCAGCAGCGGAAGCACGAACCAUUGAAAUGUUCGCCCAGGAAAGGUUAAAAAUGGAGAAAAUGCUCAGCGACAUUCACCGCGGUACCGCAGAUUCGGACCCGGACGGAUCAACCGGGGGAAGCCAGAACGUUAGUACUCUUGCUUGUUGGAACUGCGGUCGGAAGGCAAACGAAACCUGUUCCGGGUGCAACCUGGCCCGGUAUUGCGGCUCAUUCUGCCAACACAAGGACUGGGAUCAGCAUCAUCAGGUCUGCGGCACAUCCCGAGCGGAAAAUGCCUUCCAGAAGCACGCGGCAAGCGCAAGAGCUGCAUUGUCCUCCCGUUCCACGACGCCACAGCAGUCUCAGAGUAGCAAUAGCACAGCAAAUGGAACGACAACCGCCGCAAAAUGACGGACUAAACCAUUGAAACCGAAGAAGAAGUAUCUAUGCUAGUCAAAUCGUUCAGUACCACAGACACAUACACAUACGCAUGCUCACACACAUACACACACAAACACAGAGAUGUUCCUCUAUCAUACCAGGAUAGUCGAAAUCGAACCAUUUCUUACUUUAAGGUAGACUCUACACUUACAUCCUAAUAGUAAUAUUAAGUUGUGUACAACCAUUAGCCUAGAUUCGAACUAGCAACGCAGCAGGUUUGAUCAGUUCUAGGACUUUCGAGUGGAGAAAAGAAUGAAACAUGACCAGUUUUGAACUACCGAGCCUCGUUUUCGACGGUGAAUAGAUAUAGACUUUCAAAACAGUGCAAUAGCAAUUUUAGAUGUAGAAAAACCGCCAACCGAUCGAUUGAACCUAGUUGAGAGCUAGUAAUUUUACUUAACGUACCUAGAUGUAAAGUUGAACUGCGCAAAAAAUGCUUUUUCUCUAGAAAGUUUGUCAAUUCACUCCUAGAGCACUGUGCUAAGAAAUACCAGUCAGUAAGAAGCUGAUUGAGGGGGAAUGUGGUCCUCCCAGUAUUGCGUUUUUUAGACAUCUCCAACCAACCGGCAUUUAUGAAGCACGUGUUUUCAACCAUACUGCGCCGAAUCCUGUUCGCGUCUCUCCGUUUACCACCGAAAACACGUGCUAGCUCUCUCUUGUUUUUGAGUAGAUUCACAUAAUUACUACAAUAGCCAAGUUGACGGUCAGUCAGUUAGUCAGUAGUUGUAAUAAAUCAGCACACAUACACAAAGUUUCCUUUUAUCACAAUAGUAGUAGAUACGUAGUUACUUUAAGACUAUGCACUUUAUGGGUACCAAAAAACCGAGUUGAACCUUACAAAGAACACACACUUUCGAGGCUAUUAAACCCUUAGACAGCGUCUCCAAAGAUUGAUCGGUGGUCUGUUUGUGUAACUUUAAGCUUUCGACUAUAAAUGGUACGUAACACAAAGAUCUACUCACCAGUUCACCCCUCUUAGUAAGGCGUCAAUGUAUGACCUACCUAGUAGUUACUAUCGCAAGUUGUUAUCUAAUUUAUUGCCCACUUAGUUGAUAUUGAUCUGAAAGCACAUCCUGCGCAUGAUUUAAUCACACGCAAACGUGCGGUUGCAUUACCGUAGCAUCCAAAGUAAGUAUUCGAAUUGUGUAGAGCAGUUGGUUAGAAUCUCUAGCGAAAGAGUCCGUAGAACAAAUAUAGUCGCUCUACCCCACAACCGGGACAGUACCGAAGCCACUAUCGGUGAAUUAACUGUAAAUAAAAAUCGAAUCUACACUCCCACCCAAUCGGGAUCGGGAUUAACAUGAAACCUAACCCAUUAUUAUGUAGCAAGCACACAUUCUCACUCACCCCUGCAAACUGCGUCCCGAUUUGAGCUACUUAUAAAAUUGAUUCACUCUUGCAACAACCGAAACCGGAAAGCAGAAAUAAAGUCUCAUUUGU